Messenger RNA from Tupaia belangeri chinensis (Chinese tree shrew), 624 nucleotides. It is a transcript of the gene MINAR2, whose product is annotated as membrane integral NOTCH2 associated receptor 2. The transcript has 3 exons. The coding region runs from base 7 to 576 and encodes 189 amino acids. NCBI's taxonomy places the organism in Eukaryota, Metazoa, Chordata, Mammalia, Scandentia, Tupaiidae. The record is from RefSeq and is a predicted model, not a curated record.
GAAGACAUGGAUCUCUCCGUUUUGCCAAAUAACAACCAUCCUGACAAAUUCCUGCAGCUUGAUGUGAAGUCUUUAAUGAGCUCAGCCCUUCUUCCGGCGAGUCUGGUGAGGUUUCCAGGCGGAAAUUAUCCUGCUGCACAACACUGGCAAAACCUCGUCUACUCCCAGAAAGAAAAGAAGAAGCUUGCUAUUCAACCAAGUAAGGGCUCCAGGGAGAAGAGAGCUGCCACCGUUGAUAGCCCUCCACCAUCCAUGUCAUCAGUUAUGAAGAAUAACCCACUAUAUGGUGAUAUGAGUAUGGAGGAAGCUAUGGAAGAAAGAAAAAAGAGCCCUUCAUGGACCAUUGAGGAAUAUGACAAGCAUUCCCUGUACACAAACCUCUCUGAAUGUCUGAAGGAAAACCCUAAUGACCUGCGGUUUUGGUUGGGAGACAUGUACACGCCCGGCUUUGACACAUUGUUGAAAAAGGAAGAGAAGCAGCAGAAGCAAUCACAACUCUGCCGCCUGGGCCUGAUUUUACUCCUCGUCACCUCCAUCUUGGUUACCAUAGUGAUGAUUAGCACCUUGCUCACCUGAGGAAACUGCCCCAGACCCUCUUUCCACCUUUUUGAAAAAUCUUUCUAA